AUGUUCGAGCCACCUUGCAGCCGUGAUGGUUCAAGACCCCGACCUCUACAACUGCUUAGUCCGCCAGGGACCGCGUCGAAUAAGAAGUAUUUUCGACUUCCCUUUACUUAUGUCCGUCGGGUCAUUCUCAUCCAAAAUAAUGGCCGCAGUCCCAAGGUUCAAUUUCGGUUUGCAUUGCCAACUCGUUUAUUGUCGAUGACGUUGGAUUUUCUGGGUGGUGAUGGCGAUCAGAAUACGGUCUUGGCUCGCCAGUCAUCCUAUGUCUCUGCUUCUUCAAGUAAUUCCGUCCAACGUCCAGCGCUGCUUGGUUCUGUAAACAAGAUACAAACACAACUACAAAGUCUCUCGCCCGAACAGCCUGUUGCUUCUAUCAUGGCGUCCGUGGUACUAGCCUCGAUACACUCGCUCCCCGUCGAAAUCCUCUUCGCGAUUUGCAAACUUCUUGGCCUCCACCAUUUCCCCACAAAUCUAGAUCCUCAAGAUGAACAAUCACACCGCUUUUUCCUCCAAAUUCGCGGCGUCUGCAGAUUAUUCGACGAUCUCAUCUCUCCUUUUCUCUUCGAUCACAUUACUCUCCGCGUCGACCCAGAUGGGCUUCGCUUCAAGCCCCCUGUGUGGCAGUUGGCAUGCGGGAGAGCCCGAUUAUGUGGUUGGGUGAAGUACCUCCACAUCAUCUCUUCUCCCGCAUCGUGCUUUGCCCCUGAACGAGUUAAAAAACUUGACUCGGACGAAAGGGCACUGCUUAAACAAGAAUUGGAACGGUAUUUCACACCCGCCGUCGCGGCCAUGAAGGGAUUAAUAUCGUUCAAGUGGACCCUCACUCAGGACCUCCCGGCCCCACAACACUUUCAAGCCGCAAUCACAAGGGCAUUGGUCGACCUCCCGUCGCUUACCGACCUCAAUCUCGGUUUCCUCAGAGAGUUGACCCCCAGCGCCGUGCUCGACUCGCGCUGGACUGUCCCGUGUCGUCCGAAUCUCACCAUGAUCAGCGCCAGCAUUCGACAUCUCACCAAGCUGCAUUUCCGUCUGCAUCCCCACCUCUAUCCCGAGGUCUGGGUUGAACUACUCUCUCUUAAUGUUCAAUUGACGGACAUUGCGGUCGACAGUUUCAGUGAAACCCUUCUUGAGUAUCUCGGAUCGUACAACGGAUUACAAUCUUUUUCCAUGAAGUACGCACGUCCCGUGUCUCUUAUCCCUCAAUCCGUCGCUCGUGGGUUAUUUGACGCGCUUGGUAACCACAAAGAUACUCUUUCCGUGCUCCUGUUACCGCAUUUUGACGGGCUUCCCCUGCCUUGGUGGACGCUGCAGGCCAAUGCAGCGGCAUUGGUCACUUUCACGCAUCUUCGGCACCUCUCAUUAAGUGUGAUAAUUCGCGAUCUGAGUCAAGCAGAAAGCGGCGUGACCCGUGAACUGGAACUUCUGUCUAAAAUAAAGUCCCUGGAACAUUACUCCAUCAAUGAAUGCGAAUUCGCUUCUAUGGGCCGUCAAGAAACUGUAUCAAAUGUUCUCGCCUGCUUGGAUCUGACUGAUUUCGCGCAUACUCCUUCACGCAUAUCCGUCCACAAAUCAUUUUUCACUCGGUAUUUCCGCUUGGAGACCUUUCGAGACAAAGACGGGGUAGAGAAGAAGAGAUAUAGCUUCUGUAAUAGUUUAUGGGAGCUUCCCUCAACGGAAAAUCUCUGUUGA
Laccaria bicolor S238N-H82 is the source of this 1686-nucleotide messenger RNA. RefSeq lists its product as uncharacterized. The transcript has 7 exons. The record is from RefSeq and is a predicted model, not a curated record. Bases 1 to 1686 code for a protein of 561 amino acids. NCBI's taxonomy places the organism in Eukaryota, Fungi, Basidiomycota, Agaricomycetes, Agaricales, Hydnangiaceae.